AUGCCAAGCAUUGGUGUGAAAUUAUACAGCGUCUUCUUCAAAUUAAUGCUCAAGCAUCGCCUGCAGAGCCGAUUGCAGGCGCCGGAAAACGAUGCUGGCGGCGGCUCCUUCGGCGUUACCUCGCGGCCGGAUGAGGAGGCCGCCGCCGCCGCUAAUCCAUCCUUUACCGACGGCGUCGCCACCAAGGAUAUCCACAUCGAUCCCGUGACAUCUCUUUCUGUGCGUGUUUUCCUUCCCGAUACUUGCCUCCAUUCCCCCGAGACACGAGCGAGAUCUGGAACUGGGUUAUCGAGCCCCGGAUCAGAUCCAAACCAAGCCUUAACCCGCCGGUACAGCUACGGAUCUUCUGAUGGCAUGGCUGUCUCCGGCAGCAAUGGUGUGGCUGUGAGGCGCGCCCAGAACGCCGACAGCAGAAGAAAUAGCUAUGGGUGUAGCAUUGAUGACAGUAUGGUAUCGGAUAACGGGAUCUACAGAGGGUACAAUCCGGUCGGCCAUAACCGCCGCCGGCUGCCCGUGAUGCUGCAGUUCCACGGUGGGGGUUUCGUUAGCGGCAGCAAUGACUCAGCGGCAAAUGAUUUCUUCUGCCGGCGGAUCGCAAGGCUGUGCGAUGUGAUUGUGCUGGCGGUGGGGUAUAGGCUGGCGCCGGAGGAUAAGUACCCUGCGGCAUUUGAGGAUGGGUUCAAGGUGGUGCAUUGGCUCGCGAAACAGGCGAAUCUGGCGGAGUGUAGCAAGACACUGGGGAGCUCGAGAGCGGGAGGAGGCGUGGAUUUGAGGAGGUCGGAGGGUAGCUGGCAGGUUUCGGAUGCGUUUGGGGCUUCCAUGCUGGAGCCAUGGUUAGCUGCUCAUGGGGAUCCAUCCAGAUGCGUACUCCUUGGCGUGAGCUGCGGUGCAAACAUAGCCGACCACGUGGCUCGGAAAGCGGUGGAAGCCGGCCGGCUUCUUGACCCGGUCAAAGUAGUUGCUCAGGUCCUAAUGUACCCCUUUUUCAUUGGGAGCACUCCCACGCGUUCGGAGAUCAAGCUCGCGAAUUCCUACUUCUACGACAAGGCCAUGUGCAUUCUCGCGUGGAAGCUAUUCCUGCCGGAGAAUGAGUUCAGCCUGGACCACCCGGCAGCCAACCCGCUGGUCCCGGGCCGGGUCGGCCCGCCCCUGAAGAGGAUGCCACCAACGCUGACAGUAGUGGCGGAGCACGACUGGAUGCGGGACCGGGCCAUCGCCUACUCUGAGGAGCUGCGCAAGGUGAAUGUUGACGCGCCUGUCCUCGAGUACAAGGAUGCGGUCCACGAGUUUGCCACGCUGGACAUGCUGCUGAAGACGCCACAAGCCCAGGCGUGUGCAGAGGAUGUUGCUAUCUGGGUCAAGAAGUAUAUAUCGCUAAGGGGUCAUGAGUUCUCAUACUGA
This is a messenger RNA of Striga hermonthica, 1401 nucleotides long. Lineage: Eukaryota; Viridiplantae; Streptophyta; Magnoliopsida; Lamiales; Orobanchaceae. The record is from the annotation of a GenBank genome assembly.